GGCGACUUUGAUGAAGAUGAAGACCUGAGAAUGAGAUACAGCAGUGUGUGACACAGACAGGGACCGAAUGCACAUCUUUAAGCACUUUAUCAUAAGGUUUGUGCUGAAAAAAAAAAGCCAGCCAGUGUGUGUUACUUUUUAUUUAAAUGACAUUAAAUACAUUUUUAUUCAACAGAGAUGAUACCGCAAUUUGCUUGCUCUAACUCUUUUCACAGAUGGCGUCAAAUAACAGGUUGUUAUGAAUCACAAGUGGGUGGGUUUGUAAAGAUGCCCAACAUAACCUACUUCAACCUCACCAUGUUCUUGAACAUCGGCCCAUACCGCUACCCGGCGUUGGCCUCCUGCCUCCUCCUCUACCUCUUCAUCGUGUGCGCCAACUGGGCCAUCGUCCUGACCAUCUUCCGCGAGAAGAACCUUCACGAGCCCAUGUACAUAUUCAUCGCCAGUUUGUCCUUUAACGCCCUGUACGGCUCCACGGGCUUCUUCCCCCGUUUCCUGAUGGACCUGGCGUCCGACACUCAUCUGAUCUCGCGCGCCGCCUGCUUUACGCAGAUCUACCUCAUCUACACGUACGGCGCCAAUGAGAUGACCACACUUUGCGUCAUGGCCUACGAUCGCUACCUGGCCGUGUGCCACCCGUUGCACUACCACACCAGGAUGACUGUGAAAAAGGCCCUGACCCUGGUCGGUCUGGCCUGGCUCUUUCCCAUCUUCAUCCUCACCACGGUCAUCUACCUGUCCGCAACGCUGCCCCUGUGCGGCAUUGAGAUUCAGAAGGUGUUCUGCGCCAACUGGAAUGUCGUCAAGCUGUCGUGCGUGCCCACGGUGGUCAACAACGCGGUGGGCAUGUUCGUGACCAUCUCUACCAUUUUCAUCCCGUUGGCCUUCAUCCUCUACACGUACACUCGCAUUAUGAGCACCUCCUGGAGACGUUCAGCCAAAUACAAGGGAAGAGUAUUCCAGAGCUGUUUGCCACACAUGGUCUCCUUUGUCAUUUUUUCCAUCACUGCGUUUUGUGAUAUUGCCCUAAGCAGGUAUAAUGUGGAGCAGAUGAACCCCUUCGUAGCCAUCAUCUUCUCUCUUGAGUUUGUGGUCAUUCCGCCAGUUCUCAACCCUCUAGUGUAUGGUAUGAAGCUAUCGGAUAUACGCAGACACAUCUUCAAGAUGCUGUGACA
Molecule: messenger RNA, 1175 nt
Organism: Hippocampus comes (tiger tail seahorse)
Lineage: Eukaryota; Metazoa; Chordata; Actinopteri; Syngnathiformes; Syngnathidae
Product: putative gustatory receptor clone PTE01
Exons: 1
Coding region: 178-1173 (331 amino acids)
Biological process (GO): G protein-coupled receptor signaling pathway; detection of chemical stimulus involved in sensory perception of smell
Cellular component (GO): membrane
Molecular function (GO): G protein-coupled receptor activity; olfactory receptor activity; odorant binding
Source: RefSeq, a predicted model, not a curated record